Messenger RNA from Anopheles bellator, 3497 nucleotides. RefSeq lists its product as uncharacterized. The coding region runs from base 1 to 2292 and encodes 763 amino acids. The transcript has 6 exons. Gene Ontology annotation, molecular function: RNA polymerase II cis-regulatory region sequence-specific DNA binding; DNA-binding transcription factor activity, RNA polymerase II-specific; protein dimerization activity. The record is from RefSeq and is a predicted model, not a curated record. Gene Ontology annotation, biological process: regulation of transcription by RNA polymerase II. Lineage: Eukaryota; Metazoa; Arthropoda; Insecta; Diptera; Culicidae. Gene Ontology annotation, cellular component: RNA polymerase II transcription regulator complex.
AUGUACAAGCACCACAAUGCACCGGGCACCGGCGGCGGAAGCAGAGGUGGUGCUGCUGGUCGCCAGAACCUCAGGGUGGAGUACCGACAAACGAGAAGUGUUGUCGAACAGUCGGAUGGUCCUGAACCGGGCCCGGCAGAAGUGGUCGUGUAUGGGUCACGACGGUCAACCGGCGGCAACAGCGGUGGUGGCGGCGGGUUGGUGUACGGACGGAAGGCUUCCGUUGUCAGCAAUGGAAGUGAUCUGUCGAACGAAGACUACGAAGAGGUGAAACCUGACAUGAAGGUGGGUUCACACCUACUGGAUCAUGGGUACGGUUGUGGGGUGUCAUUUGUGGCUCCACAGCAACAGUACCCUCAACAACAACAACAACAACAACAGCAACAGCCUCAGCCUCAGGUCCGUGAAUCGCAGCAUCAGCAGCAUCAUCCGCCACACCACGGUAGCAGUAACAGCGGCGGUAGAAGUAGAAGUAGUAACAACAGCAGCAACAACCCUGCUUCGACCAUGUCAUCGUCGUCCUCGUCGACACCGGCGCGUAGUAGCGGAAAGCACCAGCAGCAACAGCAGCAACAGCAGCACAAUCGACAGCCUGCGAACGAUCUGACGAUCACUAGCUACUUCCGGGCCAUCAAGCGAUCGUCACAAACAUCGAGCAUAUCUCCUACGCCGGCCAAAGUAGCUAAGAACAGUACCAAUGGUAGUUUGAAAACUCCCAACUCGACUUGCUCUACACCAACCUCGUCGAUAUCGUCGUCCUCCUCCUCGAAGAAGCGCUACGCAGAACGCACCAGGUAUGACACGUCGCUCGGUUUGCUAACGAAGAAGUUUAUCGAUCUGCUGAACGAGUCUCCGGACGGCGUGGUAGACCUGAACAUUGCCUCGACGAAGCUGAAGGUGCAGAAGCGGCGCAUCUACGACAUCACCAACGUGCUCGAGGGGAUCGGUAUGCUGGAGAAGAAGUCGAAAAACAACAUCCAGUGGAAGUGCGGCAAUUCGUUGUGCAAUAUCGAUCGGAACGCACGGAUACAGCGCGAACAGGUCCGAUUGCAGCAGAAGGAGAACAUGCUCGACGAGAUGAUUGUCGAGCUGCGUACGGCGACGAACGACGACAUGACGCGCACGAAGCACGGUUACUUCACAUGCCAAGAUCUGAACUCGAUGGAAAUGUUCUUCGAGCAGACGAUUGUCGUUAUCAAGGCCCCGCCCGAGGCUAAGCUGGAGCUGCCGGAUGUGCAGCCCCCACGGGAGAUUGUCCUUAAAUCGGAAAAGGGCGAAAUCGAUGUGUUUAUCUGUCCGAAGGACAUGACCGGGUGCAUCGACAGUCCGGCACUGCUGGCCGGCGAUCCGUUGCUGGAAAACUUUGACCCAAUCAUGUCACCGUUUCCGCGCGUAGUGAAAACUCCCAGCCCACGAAGAGGUGUGAAGAGAUCGUCUCCGUACGCGGCCCAGCGUAAUCUUACUCGUGCCCUGGUCGACGAAGGUUACGUGACGUCGGAUCGUGAUGAAACGCACCCGGCAGCAGGCGGCGCUGGGUCAGCCCAGUUCAGUUCGUUCCCGGUGAAUCCUUCGUCUGCGCAGAAGGUGAUCGUGAAGGCCGAGCUGCGGUACGACAGUAUGUUCGACAUCGGUGGUGUUGUGGGUCGUAGUGGUUGCGCUGACGCUGAAGCGAACGCGAUGCAUUUCGACGCUAGUCAAACAACGAUGGCCGACGACGGUGGUGACGGUACGGUGACGUCGACUGGCAUUAUGAUGAUGAGAGUUAAGUCCGAGAAUGUGCCUGAUAGUACUAGUAAUUGUAUCGGUGCGGUGUCUGCUGCUAACUCAUACGACACGCCGGCAACAAUGUUUGCGGCAGCCAGCAGCAGCAGUAACAGCAACACAACCGCCGUAUCGUCGUCGUGUGCCCCGUUGGUGGUAAAAAGCGAUACCGAUGAUCAGAAACCGUCUUCGUCGUCCCUCAACGACAGCAACACGAUUGCCUGUGCGGCCGGCAUCAUCAUGGACAUGUGUCACGCCGCCUCCGGUGGUAAGAUGAUGUCUGAGUCAGUCAGCAACGAUAAUGCGUCGCUCUCAGACACCAAGUUGAGCCCGAACAUGUUCCCGUACGAGUUUGCCAUGAACGGCUUGGCGGCACUCAGGUCGCCGAGCUCCAAAUCACCCGAAAACCAGCGCUAUGGAUUGAGCGAGUUCGAUGAUUUGGACAUGUUUUUGCAAUUGGAACCGACGGCCGACUACAAUCUUUCCCUGGACGAAUCGGAAGGUGUGUUCGAUAUGUUCGAUUUCAACUGAGAUCUGCCGUCGUAGCUGCGAUCUGCCUACAAAGCGCGUAAGAGAAGCCAUGUGUCGUCGACAACUGAAAUCUGCCAUACUUGCGACGAAUAUUAUAAUCAACCCCGAGGGACGCUCGCGCGAAAAUGCACAAGGUACAGUUUCGAUAAGGUUGGUCGAUAAGCAUCGUGAGACAUGGUGUGCGCGGACACAGUGAGAUGCUGGGAGUCUUUCCAUUUUACGCCAUUAUCCUAUGAUGCACAGUUGCGCCAUAUCUGAGACCUUUUGGUACGCAACGCACACGGCAGCCACACUAGCAUCCGAGUGUGGUCUUCUUGCUUCUAAUCGGUUGCUGCUUCCCUCGUGCAGCCGUCGUUACAGCACAUACUUAGCGUGUCAUGAGUGAUACCCUUUUUUAAGUUCUUUUUUGCAAUCGGUCUGGUUUGUCGAUCAGAUUGUGGCUCUCGCUCCGUUCUCAGCCAUCGGCUCGGGUCGCCAUAGUAGACGCGUCCUUGUGCUGCUUCUUCGCUGUUAAUUCCACAUUGUUAAAGAAUUUGUUUUCUGUUUAGCAGUCUAUUUAGAGGCGCGGUUAUUUCAUUUGAUAAGUAUUUUUUUUGUUGAAUUAUUUUAUUUCCUAUUCUUUUUAUUUCGCUACGUCCCACUUUGAUUGUUUUAUUUUAAAUUUUCCCCAUCCGUCGCCGAACUGAAAGUUGUGUAAUAUUAGUUGUUUAAGGGAAGGGCUCCGAGCACACCACGGGAAGGAUGCGUGCCCGAGAAUGGCCACAAAAUCGUUGCGCCCCAUCGGUGACGUAGAACACUUGUGCGGCGACUUGUGGCACGCAAUUCGUAGGCGGCCAACCAAUGCGACGAAACAGUAGGGACGGCCCUAGAAGAUCGCAUCCGUUUGAUUACGGAUUGCAUCCCGAUUGAGUUAGGAAUGAGAAAAAUGGCAGAAACAAAAACAAAACUAUACAAAUCUGUUUUUGUUGGAAAAGACUUAUAUUUUUCAUUUACAACACAAGAAAAUUAGUUUUAUACAAUGCGAAUGUAAAUAUAGUUAAGUAUAAUGUAAAUUAUUUCAAAUAAACUGUUCCCCGAACCGCGCUCUGGACGCGGUGGGAACAUAUCCGGAGAGCACGUGCGCGCAAGAAAGAUCACAGCCGAUGAGCUAAACGUUUUCUGGUUUGGCAGAAACAUGGGUAGAGUGACCAGUCCAGGUCUAGGAA